GCACAGUAAGGCAGAGCCUGCACUCCAGCUUAGCGUUCAGUUAGGCACAGACGCCCCAGCUCCUCUCCUCUCCUCGGUUUUCAUUUGGACGUUUUGUUGGUGCAGCCUAACAGCAAAUAACCAGCCAUGGAUGCCAUCAAGAAGAAGAUGCAGAUGCUCAAGCUCGACAAGGAGAAUGCCUUGGACAGAGCUGAGCAGGCUGAGUCAGACAAGAAAGCCGCAGAGGACAGAAGCAAACAGUUAGACGACGAAAUAAGAGAGUUGGAAAAGAAAUUGCGCGUUACUGAAGACGAAAGAGAUAAAGUGUUUGAGGAGUUCCAAACUGCUGAGGAAAAGCUGCUGACUGCUGAGGAAGUCGCCACCAAGCUUGAGGACGAUCUGGUAGCUCUGCAGAAGAAGCUGAAGGGAACUGAGGAUGAGUUGGACAAGUACUCCGAGGCUCUUAAAGACGCCCAGGAGAAACUUGAGCUGGCUGAGAAGAAAGCCACCGAUGCUGAGGGAGAUGUCGCUUCCCUUAACAGACGUAUCCAGCUGGUUGAGGAGGAGUUGGAUCGUGCUCAGGAGCGUCUGGCGACAGCCCUGACCAAGCUGGAGGAGGCUGAGAAGGCUGCUGAUGAGAGCGAGAGAGGCAUGAAGGUCAUUGAGAACAGGGCCAUGAAGGACGAGGAGAAGAUGGAGCUGCAGGAGAUCCAGCUGAAAGAGGCCAAGCACAUCGCUGAGGAGGCUGACCGCAAAUAUGAGGAGGUGGCCCGUAAGCUGGUCAUCAUUGAGGGUGACCUGGAGCGUACAGAGGAGCGUGCUGAGCUGUCAGAAAGCAAAUGCUCUGAGCUUGAGGAAGAGUUGAAAACUGUGACCAACAACCUGAAGUCACUGGAGGCCCAGGCUGAGAAGUACUCACAGAAGGAGGACAAGUACGAGGAGGAGAUCAAGGUCCUCACCGACAAGCUGAAGGAGGCUGAGACUCGUGCUGAGUUCGCUGAGAGAUCAGUAGCCAAGCUUGAGAAGACCAUUGAUGACCUGGAAGAGAAACUGUCACAUGCUAAAGAAGAGAACCUCGAUAUGCACCAGAUGCUGGACCAGACUCUAAUGGAACUGAAUAAUUUGUGAAAGCACGGUCUGACCCCACACGCACUGUGGUUUUGGCUUUUUGUUCUUGCACCUUGCUUACCAUAAACCCUCUUCUCGUACCUUGCCAAUGGUGGAGAUCAAACAGCCAGAUGCUUUUCCUAUUGCACCGUCCUGCCUUCAGCGGAACUCGACCAAGGAGCAAAGCUAAGGGGAAGUGAAGCUUAACCAUUCCCUUUUAUAAAGCCUAAACUGAGAAACAAGAUUGUUUUCGCAAGCCAGUUUUUAUCUUGAAACAUUGUCUGCCUUUUGCAAUCUUUGACAUAGUUUUUUUUUUUUUUUUGACAAGUCAUCCAGUGAAAUGACAUGUGCCAUUGGUUACAAACCAUUCCGUUCCACCUUGAUUAUGCACAUACCAAAGGACAAAGUGGAGAAAUUUUGCAUUUAGUUAAACCUCAACAUUAUGCACCUUUUGCAGUCUGUAAGACAAACUAUGUUUAAAAAAAGAAAGAAAAUUUCCGCACAAGUGUAAGUAUACAAUGACUAUGCCUGUCAGUGUGUAUACUGGUGCUACUGUUUUGUUAAGAAUGACUGAAAAUGCUAAUGCAUUACAGAAUAUUCUUAGUUUUCAAAAUUUGUUCAUCUUGUCCAUGAAGUAUGAUUUCAGUCAUCUGGUUGUGCAUUGUUUUAGCAUUGUAUUAAUGUAGAUGUUUCAAGUGUUUAUUAUAUCGGGAAAUGUACAAAAUAUGAAUAUAAAUAAAAGCACGUUUUGAAAGUUUU
Molecule: messenger RNA, 1845 nt
Organism: Dicentrarchus labrax (European seabass)
Lineage: Eukaryota; Metazoa; Chordata; Actinopteri; Moronidae
Gene: tpm1
Product: tropomyosin 1 (alpha)
Exons: 10
Coding region: 127-1107 (326 amino acids)
Biological process (GO): cardiac muscle contraction; actin filament organization
Cellular component (GO): actin filament
Molecular function (GO): actin filament binding
Source: RefSeq, a predicted model, not a curated record